CUGCUCUGACUGCAGCUGCUGCGCGAUGCUACUGUGACACUGUGAGAGCUCGCCUACUCCUAGGUCAGCGUCCAUUGCAAUUACAUGCAAAUAGGCGAUGACGUCAUUUAGCGACUUUUAGGACAGCCAAUAGGAGAAGUUGGCAACUGCGAACCACGAUGGAGCUUUCAUUUCAAUCUAUGAAAGUCGCCCACCAAGCCCGGGAAGCGGACGAGUUGAGGACUGAGAUGAGGAGGAAGAACCUCCUCAUCCUCAUUUACCACCACCUGCUGGAGCAAGGCUACGUGUCUGCAGCAAUGGCCUUGGACCAGGAGACUAAUGGAAGUGUGAGGAGGUUCGAGGUCUGUGACAACAUCGAUCUGGAGAUAAUGUUGAUGGAGUACGAGAGUUAUCACUACGUUAAGUUUCAGAAAUAUCCUAAAGUUACCAGAAGAACAGCAGAACUAGGUAAAAACAGAAAUGUAAGAAGUGGCGGAGUAAAGAAGAGUCCCUGUUCAGCUGUGAAGCCUCUUCCCAAAAUCAACCCGUCACAGAGCCCGCAGUCUGCAAACGCAGCCAAGAGUACAGCUGCCGGUUCUCAUACAAAUGAGAAUGGCUCUUCUGUUCCUCCAGAGUCCUCAGAGUUUGGUCUCAACGUUUCCUCCAUCAGAAAUGGACCAGCUGGGGAGGCAGCCAUGAACAGAAAGAUGACUGACUGCAAAGUUUCAAUCCAUGAUGCUGUCAAAGGAGCUGGCAGUGAUUUAGACCACAUGGAGCGGCUGCUGAAGCCCCUCAGUGGCUUGUCUGGACUGAGCGGUGAGAUGAGAGAACUUGCUGCGAUCAUAAGCAGGGACAUCUAUUUGCACAGCCCCAACGUGCGGUGGGAGGACAUUUUCGGCACGGAGGACGCAAAGCGAUUAGUCAAAGAGGCCGUCGUCUAUCCCAUUAAGUACCCCCAGCUGUUUACAGGCAUCCUGUCUCCGUGGAAGGGCUUGCUGCUCUAUGGCCCCCCAGGUACGGGUAAGACGCUGCUGGCCAAGGCCGUGGCUACAGAGUGUAAGACGACCUUCUUCAACAUUUCAGCCUCCAGCAUUGUCAGCAAGUGGAGAGGAGAUUCUGAGAAACUGGUCAGGGUUCUGUUUGACCUGGCCAGGUACCACGCCCCAUCCACCAUCUUCCUGGAUGAGCUGGAGUCAGUGAUGAGCCAGAGGGGAGCCAACAUGGGAGGAGAGCAUGAGGGGAGUCGCAGGAUGAAAGCUGAGCUGCUGGUUCAGAUGGACGGACUGUCCAGAUCAGAGGACCUGGUGUUUGUACUGGCUGCCUCCAACCUGCCUUGGGAACUGGACCCUGCCAUGCUGAGGAGGUUAGAGAAGAGGAUUCUAGUUAGUCUUCCCUCCUUGACAGCUCGCCAAGCCAUGAUCUCUCAUUGGCUGCCUCCUCUCAGCUCCACAGGAGGGGUGGAGCUACGAACUGAGCUGGACUAUGAAACUCUGGCGAAGGGGAUGGAGGGUUACUCUGGCUCUGAUAUAAGACUGGUGUGUAAGGAGGCUGCCAUGAGACCAGUCCGCAAGAUCUUUGAUGCUCUGGAGUCACAUCAGGACGGAGACACUGACUUGCCUGCCAUCCAGCUGGAAACUGCAACAACAGCUGACUUCCUUGAAGUCAUCACACACACCAAGCCCUCGGCCCGAAACCUGGUGGACAGAUACACAGCCUGGGAGAGAAAAUACGAGUCUGCCUGACAAAUACAAUGAAAUAAUAAACAAACUUAUUCAUUCAAACUUAUGUUUAUUUACAUUAUGACAUAAUGACAAAUGUGUUACAACAAUAAUAACAAACAAACAGCAAUAGUCUAUAACAUUGAUAACCGGCAACUCGAGUGCUUUCUUGUGCAAGAAACUGUAGAGUUCUGCUGUUACUUCUAUCUUAUAGCAGGUUCUUCAGGAUGUGUUCAACAGCUUCUGGAAAACUGUCACAUGUCAUGUAGGGAGGAGGGUUGAUUUUAUUCUCAUCUCCUUCUCUAUAUUUACCUGACAGGAGAGAAAUUGGAAUGCAAUUAAUAAUACAAAACAAUAAUCAUAAUACAGUGUGUCCUCAGGGUCUUAAAAAGUAUUGAAAUCCCAAAUGCCAUUUUCUGAGGUGUUACAUUUUGUACCUUGUUUUCAAUAUGUAUAUUUGUCCAAAGAGGUUAUAUGAUAGAGUUUGCUUGAAUUCAGUCAUGUUGUUGGUGAUUCUGUGUAGUUCAGGGAGGCAUGCUAGAUUUGACGUCAUUUGAAAAGGAUAACCGUUAGCGUACUCACUGUUUGUUGCUUGAUAACGUUACACACAGGUCCCUUUACUCCUGGCUGUUAAACAAUCUAGCUAAUGGUGAAAUGGUUGGAGGACAAGGAAUUGUCGGAGUGCAUCCUUGAUCAUUAAAAAAAAAAAGUCAUAGUAAUGUAUGCCAUGAAAAUGUUAAUAUAAAAUAUAUAAAAUCAUAA
Molecule: messenger RNA, 2459 nt
Organism: Cottoperca gobio
Lineage: Eukaryota; Metazoa; Chordata; Actinopteri; Perciformes; Bovichtidae
Gene: katnal2
Product: katanin p60 subunit A-like 2
Exons: 17
Coding region: 159-1721 (520 amino acids)
Molecular function (GO): ATP hydrolysis activity; protein binding; ATP binding
Source: RefSeq, a predicted model, not a curated record